CCAAGCCAGCUUCAUUCCCCCCGUCGCCAUGGACAGUCAGAGAGUCCAGUCCUCGUACAGGAAGCGCUUUGGGCCUCAGGGCUCCGGCGCCUCAGCGGUCCGAAUCGGGAGCCUCUCCUCCAACCGCUUCUCCUGGCAUGGCACCCCCCGCAACUUCACCCACUCCAGCCCCGUGUCCAGGGUCUCCCUGGGCUCGACCAACACGGGCCUCCUGCUGGGCAGCCCCGGGGACCGGCUGGACUUCUCGGCCGACUCCCUGCUGAAGGCCCAGUUCAAGGAGACGCGCACCAACGAGAAGAUGGAGAUGAUGGGCCUGAACGACCGGUUCGCCAGCUUCAUCGAGAAGGUGCGCCUGCUGGAGCAGCAGAACAAGGUCCUGGUGGCGGAGCUGAACCAGCUGAAGGCCAAGGAGCCCAGCCGCCUGGGGGACAUCUACCAGGAGGAGCUGAGGGAGCUGCGGCGGCAGGUGGACGGCCUCACCGCCGGCAAGGCUCGGCUGGAGAUAGAGCGGGACAACCUGGGGGCGGACGUGGGAACGCUGAAGCAGCGGUUGCAGGAGGAGAUGGGCCUCCGACAGGACGCGGAGAACAACCUGAACGCCUUCAGACAGGACGUGGACGAGGCGUCUCUGAACCGCGUCCAGCUGGAGAGGAAGAUCGACGCCCUGCAGGACGAGAUCAACUUCCUGAAGAAGAUUCACGAGGAGGAGCUGCGCGAGCUCCAGGAGCAGAACCUGGCCCAGCAGGUGCACGUCGACCUGGAUGUGUCCAAACCCGACCUGACUGCUGCUCUGAGAGACAUCAGGGUGCAGUACGAGACCAUGGCCUCCUCAAACAUGCAGGAGACGGAGGAGUGGUACCGAUCCAAGUUUGCUGACCUGACGGACGCGGCCAAUCGGAACGCAGAGGCCCUGCGCCAGGCCAAGCAGGAGGCCAACGAAUACCGUCGGCAGGUCCAAGUGGUGUCCUGCGACCUGGAGGCUCUGCGCGGGACGAACGAGUCUCUGGAGCGCCAGCUGCGGGAGAUGGAGGACCGCUUCGCCAUGGAGACCGCCGGCUACCAGGACACGGUGGGCCGCCUGGAGGAGGAGAUCCACGCCCUGAAGGAGGAGAUGGCGCGGCACCUGCAGGAGUACCAGGACCUCCUGAACGUCAAGCUGGCCCUGGACAUCGAGAUCGCCACCUACAGGAAGCUGCUGGAGGGCGAGGAGAGCAGGAUCACUAUUCCAGUUCAGAGCUUCUCCAACAUGCAGUUUAGAGACACUAAUCUGGACACCAAACCCCCAGAGGCCCACGUGAAGAGGAGCAUCCUGGUCCGGACUGUGGAGACCAGGGACGGGGAGAUCAUCAAGGACUCAACUACCGAACACAAGGAUCUUCCCUGAAGCCUCGCGACCAGCUCUCCCUUCUCAUCCUCGGUCACGACAUGAGGAUUUUUGAAUCAUUUCAUUUUUUCUCAAAGCAGAGUCAUCACACCAUUCCCCCCAUGUUCUCUCUCUCUCUCUCUCUCUCUCUCUCCAUCAUUGUCCUCAGACUAACCUGUUCAUGUGAUAACCAUCCGAUACUGCGAAACUUCGUCACUAGAAUUUCUGACAAAUUAUAAUAAUCCAUGUCUUGUGCGGCGCCGCCGUUAGCUCCAGUUGGACUUUUUGUUCCAUUCGUUCUUAAAUGGUCUGUAGCUCGUUCCAGUGAGAGGCAAAAAUACAUUUAAAAGAUGACUAGAGCAUAUGGUAAUAUUAUUAUUGCAUAUGGUAAUAUGUUUAACUCCAUUUGGCCGAGCCGGCCAGAUUAGCUUUCAGAUUAGCUGCCGUGUAGAAGAGGCCUUGAAGCGUAGCGAGCGCGCUCAGCUCGUGCGUAGCGUGGUCGGAGGCUCGACACGUGGCGACUGUGUAUGUGAACUCUUGGCGAGGGGGCGGAUGUGGCAGACGUCAGAGGUGGAUUCGGGCGUCGGACGAGGGACUUGUGUACGUCGGAGCAGCGUUUUUCUGGCAGAGCGACCGCUGAAUCGGGGCUGAUUGUGUUUUAACCCACUCGACUUGGUGCUACAUUCUCUAUAUGUUUCAUGUCUUUGCUCUGGGCGGCCACCUGGAGAUGUUAAAGGGUCCCUGCAUGCGCACAAGUGUGCGAGUCUCCCUUUUUUAAGACACGUCUUUGAUUAGAACCUGUUCCUCAGGUUUGAACUGAGCAGAGCAUCUGCACUGGGCUUUUCUUUAUGAAACGUGGCUGCUGUCAAAGUGUAGAACUUUAUAACCAGGAGGAGGAGACAAAGAAAGGAUUUUGUCUUUCUGCUCUAGACACUAUGGAAGUGAAUUCACAGGCACAGAUACAGUAAAUGGCAUGCGUAUAUUAUUCUCACGCAGAUGGGGAGUCAACAGGAUCUGUUCAAAUAGAUCCUGCGUGAAUUGAACUCUCCUCUUCCUCGCCACACUCUCUGGUCGGCGGCGUCUUCUGUCUCUCGAAACACACAACCUGAUUGGACGGCGUCAUUUCGUGGACACCAGGCUGUGUCAUGGAGUGUGCGCCCACUUCUCUCCCCCGUGGUGAUGGGGGGGCAGAGGCAGGCCGGAGGUUUACGGAGGUGGGGGAUUGUUUGCAGGCCGACUCGACCUUUGCUCCCCAGAGCUUCCAGUCAAUCCGGCAAACUCUCUGCUCACAAAUUCACCAGGCCAGUUUCUGUUUUGUUUGACUGAUAGCAGAGCGACGGAGGAGGAGGAGGAGGAGGGGGAGGAGGAGGAGGAGGGGGAGGAGGGGGAAGGGGAGGGCGAGGAGGGUGUCGUGGAGAUUCAAAUCCCAGCGGUGCACCAGGAACCAUUGUUUUUUGUUUUGUUGUUGCAUGUAAAGAUGGACGGAUGGACGGAUGGAUGGAUGGAUGGAUGGAUGGAUGGAUGGAUGGAUGUCACAGCUCAGACUCUGCCAUCCGAGGCCCUGUGAUUGUCUGGAAGCCCCCGCUGACUGCAGCCGCCGCGCUGACAGGCCCCGGCACUAAUGAGAGCGGUGCUGCGACGCCGAGGCCGACCGUCUCCGUGCUCAUCACCAAGGACACGCGGAGAUUCGUGGUGUUGUUUUCCCCCCAUGGGCCUUCUCCCCUCCGCAACUUCCACCUCCCCCGUCAUCACACAGCCCGUCUGAGGCUUCUCCCAGUAACACGCAGCCCCUCGCUUGUCUUCACUUUGUUGCGUCUGUGCGUGUGUGUGUGUGUGUGUGUGUGUGUGUGUGUGUGUGUGUUUGUGUGUGUGUGUUUUCAAAAUCAAUCCUCAAUGGGAAUUCCAACUCCUGUAGUGUGUGUGUGUGUGUGUGUGUGUGAGAAAUCUCUGUGAAUAUAACAUUAGUUUUGACCGGUGCUAUGAGCUACGAUGUCAUGUUAACUUAACAAAAUUAAAAAUAUUUUUCGUUUGUUAGAAA
This is a messenger RNA of Scophthalmus maximus (turbot), 3401 nucleotides long. It is a transcript of the gene gfap, whose product is annotated as glial fibrillary acidic protein. The transcript is spliced from 9 exons. The record is from RefSeq and is a predicted model, not a curated record. Gene Ontology annotation, molecular function: structural constituent of cytoskeleton. The coding region runs from base 29 to 1384 and encodes 451 amino acids. Gene Ontology annotation, cellular component: cell projection; intermediate filament; cytoplasm. NCBI's taxonomy places the organism in Eukaryota, Metazoa, Chordata, Actinopteri, Pleuronectiformes, Scophthalmidae. Gene Ontology annotation, biological process: intermediate filament organization; regulation of chaperone-mediated autophagy.